Messenger RNA from Anisakis simplex (herring worm), 279 nucleotides. The record is from the annotation of a GenBank genome assembly. Lineage: Eukaryota; Metazoa; Nematoda; Chromadorea; Rhabditida; Anisakidae.
AUGCCCGGUACACAGAAUUCCACGUUUGCCACCACAUCCUCGUCCACAUCUAAUGCAGUCUCGAGUAAUAUGAAUGCGGCCGCUCAAGUGUCUCUAGCCGAUGGCCAUACGGAACGACCACCGAACGGAACUUCUCCUGGGGUUGCAGGCUGCUCUUCUGCGGAUCCAAUGGAUUUGGAUGUUACGGCAGCACUAACGGAAUCGUCGAAUCACGAAAAACUCAUUCAUACGGAUUUUUACAAUGAUUUUGGUGAUUUAUUUGAUCAUGUCAAAUAUUGA